Columba livia (rock pigeon) is the source of this 956-nucleotide messenger RNA. Its product is annotated as olfactory receptor 14J1-like. Gene Ontology annotation, cellular component: membrane. The transcript has a single exon. The record is from RefSeq and is a predicted model, not a curated record. Gene Ontology annotation, molecular function: olfactory receptor activity; odorant binding; G protein-coupled receptor activity. Lineage: Eukaryota; Metazoa; Chordata; Aves; Columbiformes; Columbidae. Gene Ontology annotation, biological process: G protein-coupled receptor signaling pathway. Bases 1 to 756 code for a protein of 251 amino acids.
AUGUACUUCUUCCUGCUCAACCUCGCCCUCCUCGACCUGGGCUACAUCUCAACCACUGUCCCCAAGUCCAUGGGCAAUUCCCUCUGGAACACCAGGGCCAUCUCCUACACAGGAUGUGCUGCCCAAGUGUUUCUGGUUGUCUUUUUAGCUUCAGCAGAAUAUUGUCUCCUCACCAUCAUGUCCUAUGACCGCUACGUUGCCAUCUGCAAACCCCUGCACUACGGGACCCUCCUGGGCAGCAGAGCUUGUGUCCACAUGGCAGCAGCUGCCUGGGCCACUGGGUUUCUCAAUGCUCUGCUGCACACGGCCAAUACAUUUUCACUGCCCCUGUGCAAGGGCAAUGCCCUGGGCCAGUUCUUCUGUGAAAUCCCCCAGAUCCUCAAGCUCUCCUGCUCACACUCCUACCUCAGGGAAGCUGGGUUUCUUCUAGUCGGCUUUUCUUUCGCUUUUGGCUGUUUUGUGUUCAUUGUGGUGUCCUAUGUGCAGAUCUUGAGGGCCGUGCUGAGGAUCCCCUCUGAGCAGGGACGGCACAAAGCCUUUUCCACCUGCCUCCCUCACCUGGCCGUGGUCUCCCUGUUUGUCAGCACUGCCAUGUUUGCCUACUUGAAGCCUCCCUCCAUCUCCUCCCCAUCCCUGGACCUGGUUUUGUCCAUUCUGUACUCAGUGGUGCCUCCAGCAGUGAACCCCCUCAUCUACAGCAUGAGGAACCAGGAGCUCAAGGAUGCCCUGAGGAAACAGAUACUGGAUUUCUUCUGAAGCUAUAAACUGUCUCUAACUUCUUCUACAUAAGAGUCCAACUCAUUGCAGGUUCAUCCUGUGUGUAAUAUUUUUUGUUUCUCCUUGUGUUUGCUUAUUAUGAAAAUAUUUUAAUUCCCUUUGUAAUUCACUGCCUGCUUUUCUUUUCUCUCUGAGUGUGUGUGUCAGUGACGAAUUCGUGCUCUCUGUGUUUAAGUAAA